ACCUCCAGGGCCGCCAUACAGUCAUUCGCAUUCCUUUGUACGCAUGCGUGAGGCGGUUGCACUGAAUUGAUAAACUUAGCAGAAGCUAAAUUUUAAAAACAUGUCAGAGAAAGGAGAAGUGGACUUAACUGGUGCCAAGCAGAACACGGGCGUGUGGCUUGUAAAGGUGCCAAAAUAUCUCUCCCAGCAAUGGGCAAAAGCGACUGGCAGAGGGGAGGUCGGGAAACUCCGAAUAUGCAAGAAAGGAAACCAAGGGAAAGCAGAGGUGUCUUUCACUUUGAACGAAGAGCUGACUGUGAUUGAGGGUAUGGAAAAUAAGACGGUGUCUGCGCCUCGCGAGCACCCGUUCACCAUGCAGUCAGUCGGAGGUCAGACGUUGGCGGUCUUCACCGAGACUUCAUCAGGCCAGUCAGAAGAGAGAUCUGAUGGCAGCAGCUCAGGUUCUGGGGCGGGGGCAGGUCCAGAUAAAAUUGCCUUGGAGGGAGUGGUAGUGCAGAGAGCAGAGUGCAGACCUGCUGUUAGUGAAAGCUAUAUGAAGCUGAAGAGGUUACAAAUCGAAGAGUCCUCCAAGCCAGUCAGGCUGUCACAACAGUUGCAAAGUCCUGUCACCAACAACUACAAACCUGUGGCCAACCAUUCUUACAACCUCGAGUACGAGAGGAAAAAGAAGGAGGAGGGCAAGAGAGCAAGAGCGGACAAACAGCAAGUGUUGGACAUGUUGUUCUCUGCCUUUGAGAAACAUCAGUACUACAACAUCAAAGACCUGGUGGAUAUCACCAAACAGCCUGUGACAUACUUGAAGGAAAUCUUGCGCGAUAUCGGCAUCUACAACGUGAAGGGAACGCACAAGAACACAUGGGAGCUCAAACCAGAAUACCGACAUUACCAAGGCGAGGAAAAGACUGACGAAUAGUUUCUGACCCCCUCCCCUCUCUCAGCGCCGAUAUAUAUACCACCUUUUCAUUUGAUGAGGUGAUCCCUCCCAGACCAGGCCUUGGUUAGACCUUGGAGCUCUCCUGAUUUCCUUCCAUCAGGUCACAAAACAAACUGGCUCAUGAGGUCAAGCAAGGGUUGAGUUUUACAGGGAGAGGUUGAAUCUUCUUGUUUUGUAGGAGACAAGAAGAAGCGGCAUUAGGAAACAAAUUGAGGUUUUUAACGCUUAAGUGUGCACCGUCUCUUCCUGACAGCUCCAGCACACGUUUCUGAGGACAAACCUGCCUGUAUUUGAAUUAUUUGUUCUAUCCAUCAGAGGCACAGAACAUUAACACUCUGGUUCUUAGCAUUGACAUCUUUUAAUGUUUUGACAAGUACAUCCAGAGGCAAGGGCCUUUAUUAGAUAAACCUAAAAGGUGAGGAAGGAUGUGAAAAAGAUAAUAGCGCUUGCCACUAAAGUCAACAUGUGCUGGCUGAACUCUUUUUCUAGAUAUUUUAUAAUCAGACUUUUUGUGGAGCUUUUUUUAAAAACCAGUUUCUGCCAGUUUGACUUUCAGCCUCAACUUGUGUUGACAGAAUUCUGAAAACCAGCAGCAUGGCUGUAAUCAUUUCUAAAUUUGUGCUUCAGGUGUCUUUGUAUUUGCUCAUCUUCACUGUAAUUUUAAUUGUCUUUACACAAUAAAUGUUUGGUUAAAAAAAAA
Messenger RNA from Larimichthys crocea (large yellow croaker), 1634 nucleotides. It is a transcript of the gene gtf2f2a, whose product is annotated as general transcription factor IIF, polypeptide 2a. The record is from RefSeq and is a predicted model, not a curated record. Bases 101 to 913 code for a protein of 270 amino acids. Lineage: Eukaryota; Metazoa; Chordata; Actinopteri; Sciaenidae. Gene Ontology annotation, cellular component: transcription factor TFIIF complex. The transcript is spliced from 9 exons. Gene Ontology annotation, biological process: transcription by RNA polymerase II; transcription initiation at RNA polymerase II promoter.